AAAUGUUUCUUCUUAAUAAAACAAAGACUGGAUGGGCUUGUAAUGAUACAUAGAAAUGCAGAGCAGCAGAAGAUGAUGAGCUGAGAAGCUCUUGCAGUUCUUGAUUCUGUCGGUUGAUUCAAUUUGGGGUUUUGAUGGUCUGUCAGGGUUCGUUGAUUUCUUCUUUCUCUGGGGAUUGAAGAAAGAUGAAUACUAAAGGCAGGACCAAUCUGCAACCUAUGAAGGCUCCUAUGAAGAAGCUUGAAAAGGAAAAAUUGGAAGUGCAAAGUAGUAACAAGAGAAUGCCUACAAAUCGAAGAAAAGCUACCAGAGAGCGAAAAAUGGCAUUGCUUCAAGACGUAGAUGAGCUAAAGAAGAAACUAAGGCAUGAAGAGAAUGUUCACAGAGCUCUUGAGAGAGCUUUUACCAGACCUCUCGGAGCUCUACCUCGUCUGCCUCCUUAUCUUCCUUCAUCUACAUUGGAGCUUUUAGCAGAGGUAGCUGUUUUGGAAGAGGAAGUUGUGCGCCUGGAAGAGCAAGUUGUUCAGUUCAGGCAAGGGCUGUACAAAGAAGCUGUUUAUAUUUCAUCCUCCAAGAGAAACAUGGAGAGUUCGUCCGAGCAAUGUGACUUGUACAAAACACCCAAAUCCAAGCAAACAAAGCUCUCCCCUCAAAUUGAUGAUUGUGUGGCGAAAGAAGAUCAGCCGUACAAUUCUACGAAGCAAACUCAGAAAUCACCAAAGGUAAAAACUCAAACUGCCAGGCCAUCAUUGAAGAUACUUCCAUCUGUCGGGAAAAGAACCACAGAGAAGCGGUCAGAUCCUCAGAAGUUGCCUCAAGAGGGUAAAACAAUGGUGGAUCGUAGUAGUGCAGAAGAGAAGACUUCUUCCGGAGAUGACAGUCCAAACAAAAUAUCCGAGAACAUUGUGAAAUGCUUAUUGAACAUCUUCUUCAGAAUGAGCUCCAAAAAGACAAGGACUUCUAUGGAAACAAUAUCUUCACUUUCAACCAUGACAAAAUUUUCAGACAGUUCAAUGACCACAAAGUUUACAGACCCAUAUGCUAUCGGUUUGACCUAUGACACGCGAGACAUUGGCCCGUAUAAGCAUUUAUUUCCUGUUGAAGCUCCGUCUAUCAAUCCCAACCGCUCAACUGUAUCCGUGUUCCUAGUUCGCCGACUGAAACUUUUGCUUGAGAAGCUGGAGUCGGUACAACUUAAGAGCCUCACACACCAGGAGAAGCUGGCCUUUUGGAUAAACAUCUAUAAUUCAUGCAUGAUGAAUGCUUUUCUUGAAAAUGGAAUACCCGACGGUCCUGAAAUGGUCGUGGCCUUGAUGCAAAAGGCAACUAUUAAUGUCGGGGGACACUUGCUUAGUGCUAUAACUAUUGAACAUUUCAUCCUGAGACUGCCUUAUCACUCAAAAUUUACCUUAGAGAAGGGUAUAAAAAACAAUGAGAUGGCAGCACAGAGUAUGUUCGGGUUGGAGUUCUCUGAACCACUCGUCACCUUUGCCCUCUCUUGUGGGAGUUGGUCAUCUCCUGCUGUGAGGGUAUAUACGGCGCCGGGAAUAGAAGGGGAGCUAGAAGUAGCAAAGAGAGAGUACUUGGAGGCGGCGGUGGGGAUUUCGAGGGGGAAGAAGGUGGUGGGAGUACCAAAGGUGUUGGAUUGGUAUCUUCUUGAUUUUGCAAAGGACAUGGAGUCAUUGGUUGAUUGGGUGUGCCUCCAAUUGCCAGCUGAACUUGGAAAAGAAGCAAUUGGCUGCCUUGAGAAUGUGCCACUCUCACACCUCCAAAUCAUACCAUAUGAAUUUAGUUUCAGGUAUCUCUUAUGCAUCUAGUUUUUUGUUUUCUUUUUUUUUAGUUAGUUGAGUCAAUCAUGUACCUCCAUAGUUGAGUGGUUUUGGAGUAACUGG
Messenger RNA from Cuscuta campestris, 1892 nucleotides. NCBI's taxonomy places the organism in Eukaryota, Viridiplantae, Streptophyta, Magnoliopsida, Solanales, Convolvulaceae. The record is from the annotation of a GenBank genome assembly.